Phragmites australis (common reed) is the source of this 312-nucleotide messenger RNA. RefSeq names its product non-specific lipid transfer protein GPI-anchored 5-like. The transcript has a single exon. The record is from RefSeq and is a predicted model, not a curated record. The coding region runs from base 1 to 312 and encodes 103 amino acids. NCBI's taxonomy places the organism in Eukaryota, Viridiplantae, Streptophyta, Magnoliopsida, Poales, Poaceae.
AUGGCUGUGGCUGCGAGUGGGAGAGCAAGGCCGGCGCCCUUCUGCCUGCUGGCCGCGGCCACGGCUUCGCUGCUCGUCGCGGCGGCGGCGGAGGCCGGCGCGCGGUCCGGCGCCAGCGAGUGCACGUCGGCGCUGGUGAGCCUGUCCCCGUGCGUCAACGACAUCAGCGGCGACGACACGAUGGUGAUGAGCCGGUGCUGCUCGCAGCUCAUGUCCGUGGCGCGGUCAAAGCCGCAGUGCCUCUGCGCCGCGCUCGGCCUCCCCGCGGCGUGCAACGUCGAGGCCCAGCGCGCCAGCGAGUGCAACGGCUGA